AUGGAACCGCCAGCUCCGUCGUUAGAUCCCAAGCUCCGUCUGCUCUGUAGUUUCGGUGGCCGUAUAAUACCCCUCCCACCGGAGAAUUAUCUCCACUACAUCGGCGGCGAGACGCGGUUAGUCGUCGUUCCACGUGGCGUAUGCUUUGUCGACUUCUUCAAGCUUCUCUCCGAAAAGCUCCUCUCUGGUCGAUCCUUCUCUCUCAAGUACAAGCUCCCUGGCUGCGACUUCGACUCUCUCAUCACCGUCUCAGACAACGAUGAUCUAGAGAACAUGAUCGCCGAGUAUGACUCCACUCGUUUCCGGCGUAUCCGUCUCUUCCUCUUCCCGUUAAAUCACCCGGAGUUAACACGACAGUCCGUGACGGUUAACAGGUUGCUAGGUCUCGAAUCACCGAUCUUCACCUCUUCAUCUUCCGUUCUUGCCAGCCCGAUUUUCCCGCCAAGUAGUGGUCCGCCUCUGUUUGUCCAAGGGGACAAGGUCCAUGCAACUGCGGGGGAGGAGAAUAGAAGAAAGGACGAGGUUGUUACAACCUCCGCCUCUAUAUUGCCGCCGGAAAAUACAGCAGCCGCUGAUGAUACCGGAAGAUUAUCAGAUAGAGAAACAGAAUUAGUAGAAAUUCAAGACCAGCCACGGCCAAUGGUUCAAGAGCCGUUGCCCCAGCAGCAGCCAUUGAUAAUCUAUUAUUUACCAGUCUGGCCGGUGCAGCCACAUAUGGUUAAUUAUCCAAUGGCUGCUUAUGCAUUACCUCCGCCUACAGAACAUUCUUCUAGGUUAGAUAAUGUGCCGGAGAUUCAAGAAAACGCGGCAUGA
Molecule: messenger RNA, 813 nt
Organism: Capsella rubella
Lineage: Eukaryota; Viridiplantae; Streptophyta; Magnoliopsida; Brassicales; Brassicaceae
Exons: 1
Coding region: 1-813 (270 amino acids)
Molecular function (GO): protein binding
Source: RefSeq, a predicted model, not a curated record